Messenger RNA from Moesziomyces aphidis, 1101 nucleotides. NCBI's taxonomy places the organism in Eukaryota, Fungi, Basidiomycota, Ustilaginomycetes, Ustilaginales, Ustilaginaceae. The record is from the annotation of a GenBank genome assembly.
AUGGACUUGGACUUGGAGAAAGAUCCUCUUCUCGGUUCGCACCCAACCGCCGAUAUGUCAGCUAAAACUUCGCUCAACGAGGACCAUAUCGAACUGCGGGUGGGCGAUGGAGCCGCCUCGCAACACCGAGGCACGGCAGUCGGCAUGCUUUCCAGAGGGCUCAAGGGGUUGGCGAUCCUGCUGAUUGCUUUCUUGGCCGCCAAUGGCUUCUGGGCGCUCGUGCGUCCCGAGCUGUACGGUCACAAUGGCUUGUUCUCCUUCAACGGCGGUGUCAAUAGCGAUCACGGCGGCCGCCACAGUCAUCGUCACCACCAUCACCACCACCACGAACACGGUCCUCCCCACGGUCCUCCCCACGGCCCCCCUCGUGGUCCUCCUCAUGGUCCUCCUCAUGGUCCUCCUCACGGUCCUCCAGGUGGACCUCCUGGCCAUGGACCCGAGCACCCCCCUCCUCCUCCUCACGGCCCGCCGUCGCACCCGCAUCCCCCUCCCCCGCCUCCUCCGCCUGGCAAGCCGGGACGUGGACCCGGUGGCGAUCGACCCGGGCACCCCUUCCCACCUCCGCCUCCUCCGCAUCACCCUCCUCCUCCGCCGCCUCCUCCCCGGGGGCCAGGCAAGGUGCAGGAGUGCUUCGACCUCAAGCCGGGCAAGACGCUCGAGAUCCGCUCGUCUCUCGACUGGUUUGGCCAGAGCGUUCAGGUAGCUCCGUCGUUUGCGGGCUCGAGCGUCACCUUUGUGUGGGACGGCCAGGUGGGUCCUCCCGGCCGUCCUCGUGGUCCACACCGCGACCUGACCGAAAGCAAAGAAAAUGGCGAAAAGCCCAAGGAGCCCAAGAAAGCCCUUGGCGAUGUUGUGUAUACGGUCGAGGCGCCGUCCAAGAAGGAGUGGGAGGAUGCUGGCAUCUCUGCACUCGAGCUCAAGAUCUGCACCACCCGUCGACCGGAUGCAACGGGUCUGGACAUCUUCAACGCGAGCGGCAUCCCGCCCAGCCAUGCUCGCAUCGACCCGGCUUUCGAGCGCAUCGCGCCGCUCUUCAACACCACAGUCCAGCUUCCCAGCCACUACGCCCGCACUCCCAUCCGCGCAGGAUCCUUCCCUUGA